Messenger RNA from Plasmodium yoelii, 1233 nucleotides. RefSeq names its product 3'-5' exonuclease, putative. Bases 1 to 1233 code for a protein of 410 amino acids. Lineage: Eukaryota; Apicomplexa; Aconoidasida; Haemosporida; Plasmodiidae. The transcript has a single exon. Gene Ontology annotation, biological process: nucleobase-containing compound metabolic process. Gene Ontology annotation, molecular function: 3'-5' exonuclease activity; nucleic acid binding. The record is from RefSeq and is a predicted model, not a curated record.
AUGUAUAGAUAUUUAGAAAAAUGUGCAAAUUGUAUAAAAUUAAAAAGAAGAGUUAGUAGUGCGUCCUAUGGAUAUUUAAAUUUAAACGUGAAUGAUAAAGUAGUACGAUAUUUUGAAGACUUAAAAAAAAAUAUAAUUUAUAUUAAUGAUUCUAAAGAAUGCAAAAAAUAUAUAAAUGAAAUCGAACAAAAUGUUAUGAAUGAAAAUUUAAAAAUAAUAGGGUUAGAUAUUGAAGGAUAUAAAAUAGGUAGAAAUGGAACAGUAAGUAUUAUUCAAAUAUGUGCAAAGGACAUAUAUAUUUUUGAUUUAUAUAAAUGUGAUAAUAGUUAUUUGUUUGCUAAAUAUUUAAAAGAGUUAUUUGAAAAUAAAAAUAUUAUAAAAGUUACACAUGAUUGUAGAGAAGAUUGUUCUAUAUUAUUUAAUCAGUAUAAUAUUAAUUUAAAUAAUAUAUUUGAUACACAAAUUGCAUAUAACUUAAUUUUAAAAAAAUCAAAAAAAGAAUUGUAUCAAAUAAGUUAUGAUGAUUUAUUAUAUAAAUGUUUAUUUUUAAAUAAUAAUCAUAAAAUAUAUUUUCAUAAAAUUAUUUCACUUGAUAAUAAAAUUUAUUUAAAAAGACCGAUAUCAAAAGAGCUAAUUCAUUAUGCUGUUCAGGACGUUUUAUAUUUAAAACCUUUGAUGUUAAACUUAGUUGAGACUUUAAGUAAUAUAGAAAACGGCACUCCAAGAGCGGAUACUGAAGAUAGUGAAAAUGAUGAAGAUAGUGAAAAUGAUGAAAAUAGUGAAAAUAAUGAAAAUAGUGAAAAUAGUGAAAAUAGUGAAAAUAAUACGAACACAAAUUAUGACCAAAAUGGAAAGGAUAAUAAUCUUAGCCUUGACGUAUGUAAAGACACACAACACAUAAUCGAAAAAAAUAAUAAUUUUCAUUUUAUAAAUUAUGUAAUAGAAAAAAGCCAAAAAUAUAUUGAUUACCAACAUUUAAAUUCGCAUAUAAAAAAUGAAAAACAUUUACAAAAAGGAAUGAUAAUUGAAGGAAUGGUAGUUUCAUGUAAUAAUAUAAAUCUUUAUGUUAAAUUAAAUUUAAGCAAAAGGGGGGUUAUAAAAAAUUUUAUGAACAAUACAUAUGAAAUAGGGGAUAUUGUUAAGUGUGUAAUUUUGGAUUUUUGUGAAAAUGAUUUUAUAAAAUUGGGGUUACUUGAUUCAUCCACUUUAGAAAUGACUACCACAACCAAGUGA